Molecule: messenger RNA, 1473 nt
Organism: Coccomyxa subellipsoidea C-169
Lineage: Eukaryota; Viridiplantae; Chlorophyta; Trebouxiophyceae; Coccomyxaceae
Exons: 9
Coding region: 1-1473 (490 amino acids)
Source: RefSeq, a predicted model, not a curated record
AUGGCGCGCCGACGGGAGGCGGCAGUGACCACUUGGAUCAUCCUUUCCAUUUUCGUGUUCUUGGAUAGCGGACUGUCGCUCGUCCGGGGACAAGUGGACCAAGCAAAUGCCAGAGCAGUCGAUGGGUUCAGUUCUGCAAUUGUUCAAGCAGGAACGACCGUGGCCCAGGCAAUUUGCACACCGCUGUCGAGAGCCGACACCAUAACGCUUUUCGAUGCCGCGACCGGCCAGACACUGCAAUCCACCUGCGAGGUGACGGACAAGAUAGACCAGUUCAUAAGGGGCGUGCCAGGGGACCUCAAGAGCGCAGCAGAGAUUGUGCAGACCCAGGUGAACAGCACAUUUGGGUUUGUGCAGUACAUGGAGAGCACCCUCAGAGGCAUUGUAGGCAACAUCACUGCCCAGGUGGACGCCAUCAAAUCGAUUAGCAAAGAGAAACCAAUCAACCUGAAGGGUGUCUUUGAGAGGCUGGUACAAACAAUUGAGGACAAGAAGACCAGUGAUCCUCUGUGCAUUGACGCUCAAGAGUACCAGGGCGCCAAAAUCCCCACGCAGUGUGUGGGGCCGGUGUUCGCGCUGCUCUUGGAUGGGGGCGCGUGUGUAGAGGACCCAGACACCCUGGAGAUAACCUGCACACAGCCCUCGGUCACCCUCACAAAGACCCCUGGCGCAUGCAACCUCAAAUACACCAGCCCCACCGUCAUCCAGGACAGCUACUGUGCAAUGAGCACAACCUACGGCAAUUCUACGUCGGGCACCUUCAAGCACCCUGCAGAGAUCUUCAACCUCGCAAAGCUCAUGACGAUUCCCAACCCGUUCAACCUGGACCUCAGCUUGUACACAGCCACCGCCUCCGCCUCCGCAUCCCCAAUAGCAAAACCACCGGAGGUGGCGCCUCUCGCAGAGGUGCCGAUUGUCCAGCCACCUGCGCCGCCGCCCCCGCCGCCGGCCCCGGUCCCGGCCCCGGUCCCGGUCCCGGCCCCGGCCCCGGCCCCAACCCCCGUCCCCGCACCAGCACCCGCGCCAGUUUUGGCGCCAGCCCCCGCGCCUGUCCAGGUACCGGCCCCCGCGCCAAUCCAGGCACCAGCACCGGGGCCCGGGGCGGCCAACUCACCCAAGCCUGUCAGCACCGAGGCGCCGAACACCGCGCCGUUCGCGCAGGCGGCCCCCAGCCUGGAAGAGUUGCAGCAGCAAGGCAUGCAUGAAGAUGCACAGAAGAAGGCAAAUGAUGCAGCAUACGCGCAGAAACUGGCUGCAGAGGAGGCUCAGAAGACAGCGACUGCGGCACCUCAGCAGGGCGCGCAAGCGCUUCAGGGCCUGAGCCCGGUGCCUGUGUCGCCGUCCCCCGUAGCGCAGGCACUUGUGCUGGCACAACGGCCCGCGCCAGCACCAGGCAGUGUCGAUGCUGCAGCCUUCAGCAACCUCAUCUCGCGGCUCGUCAGCAGCGGCGAGGCGCAGGAGAUCUAUGGCUGA